AUGUCAGAUGAUACAACAACUGGUUCAGUGACCACUAGCGAAGCGACUACAAGUGACAAAAAUGAUUUAUUGACCACUGAAGUGACUGAGGCACUUUCUGUUGAUGCUAUUGCUCGAAUUCCUCAGAUACUUGAAGAUCACCAGGACCAAAUUCAGAAACGUAGAGAGGAAGCGUACAGAGGGCAGGUAUCCCAAGCCGAGCGAAUGGUCAAACGUAGUCGCUUAGACUUUAAAGUUGGUGGGGACAAUGUUGCUGUCUCAAUUCCUGCUGUGGAUCGUGCUAACGGGGAUCCACUGAAUAUCCCGGGUGUUAUUCUGUUUGCUGACAGAUGGUGUAAAUCAGGAUACUGCAGUGUCAUUUCGAGAAGGUUAUUGCACAAUCUUUAUGUGGUGCUCAGGGAUUCACUAGAUGCAACUGUAGUGGUCUACCUCCAGCUGGUGGUGCAGGCGCUGGUCAAGAACUACGAAGCUUGCAAGCACCUGUCGCCAGUGGAAAAGAACCUCAAAGAGUCAGACAUAGAGGAUGUCGCUGUCAAGCUGGAGUACAGCAUCUUCACCUCCACAAACGUCAUCAUGAUGUACCGGAAGGGAAUGAUGUCACUGAUGAUGGGUAUCAGAAAAGAUACAACAGCACUUAAGUUACGAAAUGAGCUGGCGGAUCAUGAGCCUAAGCUGAGUCUCAACCAGUGGGCCAAGCAGGUGGAAAAAGAGUUGAAGAACAAGAAUAAAGUUGGCUCUGGCUUCAAGAGCGCCUCCCAACUCAUGGACGACAAUGCCAAGGACAGCAGUAAGUUGGCCAACAAGGAACCUCCAAAUCUUAGCACGAGAAGAGGAUUUUCCCUGAAGAGGUCACCUAAUCACCAGACAUCUAUAAAUUCAUUCUUUGGGAAGGCGCCCAAGCAAGAGGGGGAUUCGAAGAAAAAGGACCACCAGCUUUCAGAAAGUGAGUCAGAGGGAGACAAUGAUAACAGGGAGGGAAAUCCUGAACCAGACAAGGAGGAGGGAGAAGAGGACAAGGAAGGAGAGCAAGGGGAGGAUGCCAAAAGAAGUCCCCAGAGCCACAAGGAGAGAGAUUUAGACAGUGACUGUGACAGCAGAUACGAUCCUGACGAGAACCAGGAGUUUGGGUUGGAGGAAGUGUCCCUCUCAGACCUUGAGUAUGAUGAAGAGGAGGAUGGCAGUGAUGUUCGAAAAAUUGCUGAUGACAGAGACAAAGAAAGUGAGAAAAAGGAAAAGAAAGAUGAUAUGAGUUAUGAUUUUCCUGAAUCUGAAGGUUUUACAUGUGAUAAGGGAGAUGAGGUCAGUAUUAGUGGGAAGGAGGAAAUAGGUGGUGAAGAUUCUGAUCAAGACAUUGACAUGCAGGACAUGGACAGCUGUGAUGAGAGAAAAUGUGCAGAUGAUGUGUUAAAAAGACCUGAAGAUAAGGAUAUGUUAGGAAGCUCAGUUUCAGGAGAAAAGGAAAAUGUGAAUUCUGAAGACCAUGGCACAACCUUUUGGAAUUCUCCCUUGAAGGAUGAAGAUUCAUACAUGGAAUACUCUCACAGCAAAAAUUCUGACUUGCACAACAAGCGCAAUCAUUCACCAAGUAACCGUGACACCUCCAGAGGCCAGAAACGAACAAUGGAAGAGGACAGGGCAAGUGAGAAGACAUUGACAAGGAAAAGGACCAAGCUCACAGAAAUUGACCUGUUUGGGAACACAGACUCCCAGCAGUCAGACUCAGAGCCAGAAAGCGGAGGCCGUAGCAGCACAAAAGAGAAUCGUCAUCAGUCGGAAAAAGAUUCCAAGCACAAAGAGGGCAGCUCUAAGUCAAGCAGCAGGAAGCAUACACACAAAGAUGACACCAGUUCCUCCAAAGGACAGAGCAGAAAAGAGACGUCGAAGGUAAAAAAGGAGCUAAAGGAGAUUGAUCUCUUUGGGGAAGCUGACAGAGAUUGCGAAUCAGAAGAACAGCAGAAUGAAAGAAGAAUUGUUGAUAGAAAGAGGGAUAAUAGAAGAACUGAGGAAAAGAGUAAGAGAAAUGAGGAGACACACAAAAAGAGCAGUAGAAGUAAAGAAAGUGAGGACAGACACAGUAAGGAUGAGAGAAGGAGUGAUAAAAGUCAACACACAAAGACAGAUGAUAGAAGAAAGGCAGAGAGAGACAUAAAGGAACCAGAAAUGCGAAAUGAGAAAAAACAAAAUUUUACAUUCAAAAGUUUUAAAACGGACAACAGGUAUGAUGCAGGAAGCAGGGCAAAACUUCCAGAUGAGACAACUUACAGGAAAAUGAAUAACUUUGAAGAGCAAAUAAACAGAGAGAAGGAAAAACAAGAAUAUAACAGAAAAGAUCAUAAACCAAGGUAUGCAGAUGAAAUUAAUUUUAGGAAAACAAGUGAUAGUAAGGAGAGGAAACAGAAUGAAAACAUAGAAAGAAUUAGCAGUCCCAGAAGUGACAGGAAAACAAGUGAAAGAAGAGAGAGACGGACUAGUGAAAACAAGGAGGCAAGAGUAAGUGAAGGGAAGGAGAGGAAACCAAGUGAAGGGAAGGAGAGGAGGGCAAGUGAAGGAAGGGAGAGGAGGGGAAGUGAAGGGAAGGAAAGGAGGGGAAGUGAAGGGAAGGAGAGGAGGGGAAGUGAUGGGAGGGAGAAAAGAACAGUUGAAAGUAAAGAGAGAACACCAAGUGAGACCAGAGAGAGGAAGGACAGUUCUAGUUCUUGUCAGACUUCAGAACCCCCAGAAAAGGCUACUAAGCGGAGAACGAGUGCCGACACACACAAGAUGGAUUCGUGCCUUGUAGAAAAAUCAAAACCAAAGCCCCUGCCAGCCCCUGCGCCAAAGAACCCACCAGUGAACAAAAAGCUGAUAGCAGACUGGGUUGUGAAGCACCUGAUGCCACACUACAAGAACGAAAGCAUUAAGGGAAAGGAGGUCUUCAAAGCACUUGCCAGACAGCUGUCACAUCACAUCUCCAACCAGGGUGUCAUUAGAGAAGAUGAUGAGGUGAAGCAGUAUGUCAAUGGCUUCUUCACCAGAGUGACCAAAGUCUCCAGUGAAGCCGACAUUGUCCUUGAAUAAUAAGAUUGUCCUUGAAUAAUAAUUUUGUCCUUGAAUAUAGACCUUUUUCCAAGUGCUGCCAAGGUUAUUUUUAAACAGCAAGCAUUACAGAAAACUGGAGUGACUUUAAGCACUGAAAUGUUUUACAACGUGACACAGAAGGAUAAAAAUGGUCAACAUUGUUAGGAGAGUAUGGAAAUUACGCAUACAGUAGUUUCAUAUUGUUUACAGUACCUGGUUUAUAAACAUAGGAGCCUUAUAUACCUAUACAGAUUAAAGCAAAUGGGAUUUCAAAGGUACAUAUUGUUCCUAACAAGAGUGUUUUAUGGUUGAAAAUUGUUUGUGCAUUGUUUCCUUUUACACUGAAACUCGCAUAUAAAGAUGUGUGUUUGAUACCAGUGACACUGGUUAAUGGUAAUAUUCAUGCUGGCUAUUCAUUUGUACCUAAUUAUUAGAAUAAAUGAGUAAUGCA
Penaeus indicus is the source of this 3508-nucleotide messenger RNA. Its product is annotated as protein starmaker-like. Bases 1 to 3057 code for a protein of 1018 amino acids. The transcript has 5 exons. Lineage: Eukaryota; Metazoa; Arthropoda; Malacostraca; Decapoda; Penaeidae. The record is from RefSeq and is a predicted model, not a curated record.